AUCGAUCAAGUCACCGAUAACCAUGAAGGUCCCAAGCUCCUUAGCUGCUGUAGCAGCAGCGUCGAUCUCUCUGCUUGAAGGUGUGCAGGCGCAUACUUUCAUCCAUUCCGUCUAUGUAAACGGCGUCGAUCAAGGUACUUUCAACGGUAUCCGUGUACCCGGGUAUGUCGGUGGGCCACCAAAUGGUGCUGCCAACCACCCCGUCAAGGAUCUCGAAAGCAUGGAUAUGCGAUGCAGCAGGAUGGGCGAUCAGCAAGUGCCGUACACUAUCCAAGUGAGGCCCGGCGACAAUAUCACGAUGGAAUGGCGCCACGCAGCACGCAGAGCUGGCGACAGAAUCAUCAAUGGAGCCCCCGCCCAUAAAGGCCCCGUGAUGGUGUACUUGACCCCAGAUCCGCCGACGAACAACUCGUUCGUCAAGAUCUGGGAACAGGGCAAGAUUUCCCAGAGCCCGACCCCGGGCCCGGGCCCUAAAGGUACCGGUAGAUGGGCCAUGUCAGAUGAAAUUCUGGAUAAGAGGGGGUUGUUGGACGCGCGAAUUCCAAAGGACCUCAAGGCUGGUUUCUACCUCCUUCGAGCUGAACUCAUUGCUCUCCACUUGGCCGAUGCCUCCUGGAAGGAGGAUAAGCACCGAGGGGCGGAAUUCUACAUCGAUUGCCUCCAGCUAGAAGUCCUAGGCGACGGUGAGGUCGAACUGCCCGAAGGCGUGGGCUUCCCGGGAGCUUACGAUUGGAAGGAUCCUGGUAUUCUCUACGAUGUCUUUUGCUCGGUCGAAGACCCGCUUCCCACUCCUGUCCCCUGCCCAACCACAUACCAGAUUCCGGGUCCGCCUGUGUGGACCGGAGCCUGGCCUGAGACGACUCAGGUUAAAGUUGGUGAGAUGAAAGGCCCUAUUAACGCUACGAGUUGGGAUACUUGGAUCAUCGACUCUGUCGUUACGUCGGCGUCCGCAGGGAGGGUUUUGGGGUCCGCGACUUAUCAGCAGCAGUGGUCUACAACUUACCAUACGCCGAUGCCGACGCCGAUGCCGACUUCUUAGGGUUGGUAAUAACAAUGCAUGUUAAGUACCUGAGAGUCUAAGGAACAUGUGCCGGGAGAUUAGCUAGAGAUCUAUAGGUAGAUAUCUAGGCACCUACUUAUCAAUUCGGAAUAAUCUUCUUCGCGGACGUUUAAUGACAUUGACAUUAGCUCCGUUAAGUACUUCAUGGUUAGGGAUCAUAUUAGGUAUAGGUACCUAACCUGUAUUAUUAUCUACC
Messenger RNA from Annulohypoxylon maeteangense, 1256 nucleotides. Its product is annotated as glycosyl hydrolase family 61-domain-containing protein. The record is from RefSeq and is a predicted model, not a curated record. NCBI's taxonomy places the organism in Eukaryota, Fungi, Ascomycota, Sordariomycetes, Xylariales, Hypoxylaceae. The transcript is spliced from 5 exons. The coding region runs from base 23 to 1039 and encodes 338 amino acids.